Molecule: messenger RNA, 3006 nt
Organism: Durotheca rogersii
Lineage: Eukaryota; Fungi; Ascomycota; Sordariomycetes; Xylariales; Xylariaceae
Product: CoA-transferase family III domain-containing protein
Exons: 6
Coding region: 1-3006 (1001 amino acids)
Molecular function (GO): catalytic activity
Source: RefSeq, a predicted model, not a curated record
AUGUUAGGUCGCACGAUUUUCCGUGCUGCUCGUAGCACAGGUUUCCUCAGAAGCCCGUACGGCUUGAGCCAAGCGCAGAGGUAUUCUGCGGUGGCCCAUGAGGCAGCAUCUCUCCCCUUGGCGGGCUACCGCGUGCUCGACAUGACUAGGGUCCUAGCCGCUAAUAUCGGACCAAAUGUAAGCGCAGAAGUCAUCAAAGUCGAGCAUCCUACGCGCGGAGACGAUACACGUGCUUGGGGGCCACCCUACGCGACGUACCGAGAAGGAUCCGACCUGGAAGGACCUGGCGAGUCUGCUUACUUUCUUGCUAUCAACCGUAACAAGAAGUCGCUGGGCCUCUCAUUCCAGCACCCCGAGGGUGUGGAGAUCCUGCACAAACUCGCAGCGAAAUGUGAUAUUCUCGUAGAGAACUACCUCCCGGGGACUCUCAAGAAGUACGGGAUGGACUUCGAGACAUUACACAAGAUCAACCCGGCCCUGAUCUACGCAUCAAUAACGGGGUUCGGCCAGAAUGGGCCGUACUCGCAGCGGGCCGGGUACGACGUCAUGGUCGAAGCGGAGUUCGGGUUAAUGCACAUUACCGGUAAUCGGGAUGGACCGCCGGUUAAAGUCGGCGUCGCCGUCACGGACCUGACAACGGGGCUUUAUACGAGCAAUAGCAUCAUGGCCGCGCUUCUGUCUCGGGCCAGGACUGGCCGUGGUCAGCAUAUCGACAUCGCCUUGAGCGACUGCCAGCUCGCGACCCUCGCCAAUAUCGCAAGCAGCUGUCUGAUCAGCGGGAAGAAGGACUCGGGCCGAUGGGGCACGGCUCAUCCGUCGAUAGUCCCGUACAAGUCGUUCAAGACCAAGGACGGCGAUAUCUUGUUCGGGGGAGGCAAUGACCGUUUGUUCGGGGUGCUGUGCGAUGGUCUCGGCCGGCCGGAAUGGAAGACAGAUCCGAAGUACGGCGUGAACUCGCAACGGGUCGCCAAUCGGGCCGAGCUCGAGGCUGAGAUCGAGAAGAUCAGCGUCCAGAAGACGACGCAGGAGUGGCUAGACAUUUUCGAAGGGAAGGGCAUGCCGUACGCCGCGGUCAACGACGUCCAGGCCUCCCUACACCACGAGCAAUCCAAGGCGCGGGAUAUGGUGGUGGAGGUGGAACACGAGCAGUGUGGGCCGAUCAAGCUGGUGAACACGCCGGUCAAGUAUAGCGAAAGCAAACCGCGCAUCCGAACCGCGCCCCCGACUCUAGGUCAGCACACGGACGAGAUCCUCGGCGACCUGCUAGGCCUAGAGGCCGGCGAGGUAUCGGUACUAAAGGAGAAAGGGGCGGUGAGGGUAAGGCGAACGCUUGCUCUCCCCCGGCAUCAAAAUCGGUCGGGUGCUUUUUGGUUGUGGUGCUUUGGCGACCUGAAUUCGCCCAGAACCAGCAAUGAAGGCAAAGGCGGCGCCACCUCCGUGCCUCCUCCGGACCCUGCUCCGCCCCAGCCGGCGCCGUCAGAAAACCCAACCCAGACCUCGCCUCCGGAAACCCCCGCUUCCUCCUCCUCCUCCACACUGACAAACGCGGGGCUGAGUUCCGUUAGCUCGCCCGGCCGCCCACCCUACAUACCGCAAUUCUCCGCCUCGACGCAGAUGAUCUUGAAGCGCAUUAAUGGGCAGCCUGGCAGCCUAUCGUCCGCGCUUUCGUCCGCAUCCCCCUUCGCCACCGGCAUCGAGCGGUCCACCUUCGAGGACGCCAAGCGCCGACUGGUUAUGAACAUGAGCACGUCUCUCAACAUGACAAUCCCCUCGCCUCGCCCCGCAAGUUCCUACUCGGCAGCUCGCUCGGCCGCCACCCUGCCGCUGCCCAUGAACGACGCCUUCCAGCUCCGCACGCCCGCCCCGACUAAGCUACUGCCCGCCGCGGAGGGCCCCGCGCCGGCCCCCAAGGCGCCAGCGCCUGCUCAGAAGGAGAACGGGAGGGGGCCCCGCCCCGCGAAACGCAAGAGAGCCAACGGCAACGAAAGGGACAACAACGAGGUGUCCUCGAGCCUAAGCGACCUAUCCGAGAGCGAAAUCGACGCCGCCGCUUCCGCCGCCGCCGCUUCCGCCAAGGACCAGGCCACCCCGACCAUGACGAAGUCCGGUCGCCAGGUGCAGAAGCCGUCGCAGUACAACCCCUCGCCGCCCUCGACCCAGUCAUCGCAGUCCCGACGCAAACACUCCGGCGGCGGCAGCAGCAGCAGCAAGAGGAUGGCCGAUCAGGUGCUGUGCAAGGUAUGCACGCGCGGGCUGAGCCCCGCCGGCAACCGUAUCGUCUUCUGCGACAGCUGCAACGGCUGCUGGCACCAGCUGUGCCACCAGCCCUACAUCGACGACGACGUGGUCGAGGACGAGUCGCGCGUCUGGUUCUGCAGCUUCUGCACCGCCAAGCGCGAGAGGCUGCUCGCCCGCAAGAAGGGCCUCGACGCGCACAGGGGCGUGAGCUGGGCCGCGAAGAGCGCCGACCAGGUAACGUUAUCUGUCUCUCCCCCUCUCUCUUACGCGAUUUCCCUAUGCUACGAAGAGCUUCCGCAUUCCCGGGCCGCUAACGUUCUCCCACAGAAGCGCAACUACCUCAACGGGGUGCCGCACGCGCAGCUCGUCAACAUCAUCAUGUACUGCACCGAGCUCCACCCGGACCUGCCCAUAUUCCCGUCCAACGAGUCGGGGCGGCGCGCCGGCGGCGGUGGUCCGGCGUUUGAUAGCCCCAUUCGCUACACCCGCAAGGUGUCGACGCCGGACUCCCACCUGCCGAGCGGCGGCGGCGGCGGCGGCGGUGCUAGCAAGAGCAAGUUGGCCGCCGACUCGGACCGCGACCGGGUCAGGCGGGGGUCGUCGGCCGAUUCGGUGCCGCCGGCGUGGCCCCAGGUGGGCAAGGGCUGCCUCGACGGCCUGCCGGUGGACGAGGACGACUUGCGCGACGACAACGACUACGAGGCCUUCAGCGUCACUACCUACGACGAUAAGGGCAACAAGAUCGUCGAGAACGGCAUGCGCGUCUGA